AACAGCUAUUUUGGGAACAAAGCAAUGGACACCUUGCGUUUUAAUCUGUCAAAGUGAACACUUUGCUAUCAGGUGAUCCGCAGUGUUGUUGACGAUGCUGGAGUAAUGCUUGUUCCGUCCCACACACCUCGAUGACGGCGACCACGGCACCAGCGUGACGCCUCAAAUCUUGGAGGCGUCCCAAUGGUCACAUUAAAAAUGGGAUGAUUUCCAAACAUCACUUCGGCCAAAAUCACUACUUGGUCGAAGGGGAAAAAAAACACAAAUUGUUGGAGAAAAGCAAACGAAAACAGUGGUGACUGUUUUAGUGUAGAAGUAGCGAGUGGAUAAAAAGACAUGCAGCGUGCACGAUUCGUUGUUGCUGUUGUCGUAGUCUGCGUUUCCCUGCUGGCAGCGGCGGGGCUGCGGUCGACGUCAUUUGCAUGCAGUGGUCGCAAGGUGCUCCGAGGCCAAAAAGGAAUGAUUUCUGACGGUCCUGAUAAAUACCUGGCUAACGCCCAUUGCGAGUGGCUCAUUGACGCUGGCAGUCCCAACAAGACGAUCCAUCUAGAAUUCAAGAACAUGGCCACGGAGUGCUCGUUUGACUUCCUGUUUAUCUACGACGGGAACUCGUACGCCAGCCCACUGAUUGCCAGCCUCAGUGGAGACAGCCCACCCAACCCAGUACUGGCCACGUCAGGAUUUAUGCUGUUGUACCUGUUCAGCGACCGGAACUACAUGAAGGAGGGGUUUGAGGCCACCUACCUGAUCCUCGACUGCCCCUGGAACUGUAGUGGCCAUGGCCAGUGUGUGGACUACCGGUGUCGCUGUACCCAGGACUACACCGGCGCCGCCUGCGACCGCCUUGCCUGCCCCGACAACUGCAGCAAACACGGGGUCUGCAGACCGGGCGGUGGCGGGCAGCACAGUAAGUGUGUGUGUGACAAGGGAUACGUCGGCUCCAACUGUGGUCUUUCCAUUCAUGAUGAGGUAGGUGCGGGAGAAUGGUUUUCUCUCGAAGAGACCAGCACGAAGUUUAAACCUCGAACAUUUCACACGGGAGCAUUUUUGGAAUCGACUGACUGUUUAUGGAUAUUCGGUGGAUAUGAUUUAAAUUCCGUGUUGAAUGACUUGGUUAAGUUCUGCAUGACUACGAAUGAAUGGGAGAGUGUGGUGCAGACCGAACCCUGGCCCAGUGCGAGGAAGGGCCACGCGAUGGCGGCUGUUUCCGACGGCUUGUUUAUAUUCGGAGGAAUUCUUCAGAAUGGUUCUCACAGCAACGAUCUGUGGUUCUUCAACGCGACGACGAACCGUUUCUCUCAGCGUGCCGUGAACAGCACCAUCAUCCCUCUUCCCGUCACAGGCCACACCUUGACUACUGUGCAAUCGUGGAUUUAUUUAUUUGGCGGGAAGGGAGAGGACCGUGUUUUAAUCGACUACAUGUACAGAAUCGAUGCCGAGAAAUCGGAACAGUGGGAGCGAGUCUACUUCAAGGGAGGUAACUUCCCGCGAAAGCGUCUGGUUGGCCACUCGACGGUGUACCACAAAGAGUCGAAGUCUCUGGUCGUGUUCGGGGGCUACCUUCAGCGGAGCGCGCUGAUCAGCGAGCGCACGAGCCAUGUGCACAUGUUCCACGUCGACGACAACUACUGGUCGGAUCUCGACAACCGCGAUGCCAAUAAGUCGAGCGACCCGAUCCGCGGCGCCUUCCACUCAGUGGUCGUCAUGGGCAACUACCUGGUGGUGUACGGCGGCAACACACACAUCCACCACCGCCUCGAGGUCUGCUACAACGAGGGCUUCUACUUCUACCACCUCGGCUGCCACGUCUGGGUCAACAGCACACACUUCUCAGGACUUUCAUCUGUGAUGCCAAAGAAGGGUCGGUUUGGACACAUAGCGGGUGUGGCGUACGGCAACAUUGUGCUGAUCGCGGGUGGCUACUCGGGACAGGUUCGAGGAGACCUGAUUGCAUUCAAGGUUCCCGCCGCUGUCUCUCCACACCAGUCAUCGAUCGACCAGGAUCUGGACCACUGUCUGAGUUACUCGACGAAGGACGACUGUCUCAAAGACCCAGAGUGCGUCUUCUGUACGCUGAAAUCGGACAACGAAUCGGAGGUCGCGUCACGCCACUCCUGUGUGCACAGAACUCGCACCCAUCAAUGCAAUUCUUCCACUGUUAUCCAUGACGACCAGAAUCGUUGCCCGGGGAUAUGUCCUGCUCUGCAUACAUGUUCCACGUGUGUUAGCCAGGGGAAGGGGACUCUCCUGUCCCCCUCCUCUCCACGGAGACGAGUCUACAAUGAACAGUGCAGCUGGUGUGUCAAAGAGGCUAGCUGUCAAAGCAGAGCAGUUCCCCAAGGGACGUGCAAGGCAGCUGAUAACACCGAGUCGGGGAUACAGGGCUGGUGGAAUGGACUCAGUGCCAACCUCACCCAGCUACAGCAGUGUGUGGCCGAAGACUUCCCCGCCGGGCUGCACUGGAUCAGAUACAGACAUCCCAAAAACAUGUCCUUCCCAGACGAGGUCAGCAUCAUUCGUAGAUCGAAACAGGUGCUCCAGUUUCACGACGUGUUUGGCAAAGAGCUGGAAUCAGUGGAGUUUGUAUACAGUGCGCAGCUGAUCGGGUUCAUCCACCCGCUGAAUGCACCCCCCCGCCCCCAGGGUCGAGCUCUCCAGCUGUUUCUCGGCACCCAGGAGGCCAAGGCCGUUCUCUACCUCAGCACUGACGAUGUCGAAAGGAACAAGGAACUUGUAGUGAAUAUUGCUGCCCAGUCCAUGUUCAACAUCACCCCGGCGAAGCGUUUCAACAACAACUCGCUGAUAUUCCCGAAUGUGGCGCGGGGCUACCGGUACUACAUGGAGCAGGAGACGCGCCAAGAGGUCAAGGACAAGAAGACCAACUACCCGAAGAGCAACAUCAAACUGGAGUGGAACGGAGCCAUGGAUAGCAGAAACCCACUGCAGCACCACCCAAUCACCGCAGAGUUCCUGGAGCCAUACAACAAUGGAUCGUGCGGGAAGUACAGCAACUGUCUGGCAUGUAUGAAGGACACGCUGUGCGGCUGGUGUGAGGCGAUGCGCAUCUGUAUCCAGAGAAACAACAUCACGGUCGGGUGCUCGGCCGCAGGGGACGAAGCGUAUCUGAUCACCGUGCCCACUGAAUGUCCACAGUGUGACGACCAUGUCUACUGUCACACAUGUGUAGCUGAUGCUCUGUGUGAGUGGGUCACGACUGACGGUCAGUGCACGCGGCGCGGUCGGGUAAACAAGGCCAUCAGAAACAUCACCAGGUGCAAGCCUCCCUGUCACCAACGUGUGUCAUGUUCUGACUGUAUCGCCAGUAAGGACGAGUGUGCGUGGUGUGAGAACACAGAGACGUGUCUGCCGUUCUCGGACUACGUGACGCGCUACUUGCUAGGCCAGUGCACCGGCUGGGUGGACAGCGAGAACUCGCAGAACAUGUGUCACAACUGCUCCGCCUUUGACAACUGCAAGAGUUGUCUGAGGAACUUCCGCUGUGGCUGGUGCUACAACGCCGAAAACCCAACCAUCGGCUACUGUGUUGACGGGGAUUUCACUGGUCCGCUGAGUGAUGUGAACUGCUCGGCCGUGAUCAGUGGUCACCACAACGUCUCGACGGAGGAAUCGACCGACUGGUCGUACGACGUGUGUCCUGACGUCGAGGAGUGCUCGCUCGGGUUACACGACUGCCACGCCAACGCCACCUGCAUCAACACACCAGAGUCAUUCCAGUGCGAGUGUAACCAGGGAUUCAUCAAGAACGGAGAUAUCUGUGAAAAAACGUGUUACUACCAGUGUUCUCCCCAUGGUAACUGUUCUGGACCACCUGACUUUGAGUGUAAGUGUGAGAUCGGGUGGACGGGCGAGGACUGCAGCGAGAACUGUGGCUGUCACCUGCACAGCACGUGCGCGACGGGCGUGGGGACCUGUGACUGGUGUCAGCACCACACCACCGGGGCCGACUGCAGUCUGUGCAGUGCAGGCAGCUUCGGGGACCCGCUUGACGCGGAAGGUUGUAAACCGUGUAACUGUAACGGACACGGAGACACACUGGUGGGGGAGUGUAACAACAUCACCGGAGAAUGCUACUGCAUGGAUAACACAGACGGAUGGCACUGUGACACCUGUCAGGAAGGUUACUAUGGAAACCCACGUAUCCGUGGUAAGUGUUACCUGCAGUGUGAUGGGCGGAUGAUACUCACGGAGAUAAGCCGUGGGGCUCUGGGCACUCACCGAGGUCGCGGGGUCGAAGGUCGGUCGAGCGCGUACUGCCUGUGGAUCCUGACGCUGGGCUUGUCCCUGACGGAGCCGCGUGUCGCGGAGAAGAUGCCAGUGAUAACUCUCCGUGUGGAGGGAGAUCUUGAGGUCGAGUGCAGCCGGGACUUUAUCUACGUGUAUGACGGGGUCCCCGCCUUUGUGAAUGGUUCUACAGAGGAGAACGGGGAGGGGGAGGCUCCCCUGUUGGGUGCGUUCUGUGGCCACAACCCUGGAUCUGACCUGGUUGUGCAGGCUCAGUCGGGUAUCAUCACUGUGUACUUUGAAGCUACUUUACAAGUUUCAGGAACCCGCGGAUUCAAUGCCAGCUAUGAAGUGCGGAGCUGUCCGGACGUUUGCCAUGGUAACCAGUACUGUAAAGAUGGUCACUGUGUGUGUGAGCCGGGGUUCGGAGGCUAUGACUGUGACGUGGAACUCUGUCCUGCCAACUGUUCGUACAAGCUGGGACAGGGGGAAUGCAGCCAGUCUUACCAGAUGUGUAGGUGCACGCGUCAUUUUGGUGGUUUUGCGUGUGACACGGUCGUGGACUCCACCCAGCCACACCUCCAGGUGAUCUCGGACCCCCUGCGACUGCCCGACGAGCAGGACAUGACUCCGCUGGGUCGGGUGGGUCACGUGAUGACCACAUGCGGGGAUGGACUCGUCUACGUGUUUGGAGGAUACUCCACACAGAAGAAACUACUCAACGACAUGUGGCAGUUCGACAACUCCACCGCCAAGUGGACGCUGCUCAUACCAGCGUCAGAACAAGAACCGGUUGGGAGGUACCACCAUGCCAUGGCAUGUAUUCCAGCUCUGAAGAUGUUGUAUGUUUUUGGCGGGUUUAUAGAUUCAGGGUCGUCCAAUAAUUAUCAGCCGUGUCGAGAAUUGUGGAAAUUUAACAUCGAGUCACAAGUUUGGACUAAUGAAUCGGUACCUAACUGGUUACCGAAGCUGGCGGGUCACACUCUGGUACAGAUAGAUGACACUAAACUGGUUGUGAUUGGAGGGUUUUCAACACAGUCGUACUUCUCUGAUAAAGUCCUGGAGUACGAUGCGGGCAGCGGGAUGAUAGCCUGGCAAGAGUACGACCGCUUGCUCCUGUCAGGCAGUAUACCGCUUGGAAUGUACGGUCACACUGCGGUGUUCCACAAGGCGUCGUCCACCAUCUAUGUGUACGGUGGCUACGUCUACAAGGGUGACCAGUGGUCCAUCUCUCACGACCUCUUCGCCUACGACAUUGUUGCUCGGGAGUGGAACCUGCUUGCCCCGGAGGUUCUCAGUGAGUGGGAGGGUCGUGUUUUCCACGCGGCGGUCAACAUGGACGAUAAGAUGGUCAUCAUGGGCGGCUGGACAGUGGGCAGUCAGUCUCUACCUCAUCUCCUCGUCUACCGCUACCGCUGUAAUACCUGGCACAAACUGCACCUCAAGUUUGCCGAUCUGAGCAUCAAGCAGCAAGCAGUGUCUGUAGUGGGAGUGAAGGCGGUGAGUUUCGGUGGGACCAUCUACGCGAUGGGGGGCUUCACGGGGACAGCGGUGGGCACGAUGUCGCAGCUGACAGUGCCCGGCGACAUCUGCAGCCUGAUCGACGUAGACAGCGUGUGUGAUGACACCUCGGGCUGUUCACUGUGUGUGCUCUCCAUCCCCGAGACCGGCAAGAACAAGACGCUGUGCUACUCCAGUGAUAAGCAGAGACCCGCAGGAUGUUCACGUUCGAACAACUCCUGCAACAUGAACUGGCACUUCAGCCGCAGCUGCUACCGCUACACCACGUGCAGUCAGUGUCUGGCAGUUUACCCACAAUUCAAAGCGGCUCCCAUUGCCUGUCAGUGGUGUACGAACUGCCCAGAAGGCAAGUGUGUGCCACGUGGGGUCGACUGUAAGGCGGAGAGCGGGUGUGGGGUCAGUCAGAACGUGAUCACGAAGGCGGAGAAGUGUGUGGAGUAUCUGUGUUCUGCGUCGGACUGUGACAUGUGCUCAUCCAUCGGACAGUGCAUCUGGACUCGACACUUCAAGAGAUCUACUGAAAUCCGGCGUUACUUCGACGCGAGUCCCAAGUAUAACUGGAACUGUGUGACAGCGACGCUGCUGACAACGUUGACCCUGCCAUCCCCGAUGAAGACGUUCAUGGUGAAGCUGAACAACUGUACACAGCGUUGUUACACCUUCACAGCAUGCACGACGUGUCUGACCUCGGUGGGUGGGGAGGGCGGCUCCAGGGAGUGCAUGUGGAGUGAAACACUACAGGAGUGCAUGCCUCCUGCCUACCUACCUCUGCGGUGUUCAUUCGGAGAGUGUGGCUACCUGAUUGACCAGCGGGUGACCAUCGGGGUGGAGGCGUGUCCACGGCCAUGCUACGUGUACACCAAGUGUUCGCAGUGCAUCAUGAAGCAGGGUUGUGGCUGGUGUGCUCUCGGGGGACAGAACGGCAAGGGGGUGUGCAUGGCGGGCAGACCCGCGGGCCCCUCCGCAGGGAUGUGUUCUGAGGUGAACAUCACCCUGGGAACCGACCCUAUGAUUGAAUCGUUUUCCGAGCUGGUGUUGGAUCGAUUCUCUGGUGCUCCGACAUGGUCAUUCUCGGAAUGUCCCCCUGAAAACGAGUGUCAGAAUGGACACCACACGUGCAACCCAAAAACUCAGAACUGUAUCGACACGCCCUCGUCUUUCAAGUGUGAGUGUAAGAACGGAUACAUCCAGAAACAAGGUGACCGGUGUGACCCGGUUUGUCACGAGGGCUGCGUCCAUGGUCAGUGUAUUCACCCGGACAAGUGUCAGUGCCACUUUGGCUGGGUCGGCGACAACUGCAGUGUCGAGUGUCAGUGCAACAAACACAGCAACUGUCGCAGUGUCAAGGAGUCGGGAAUCUGUCUUCAGUGUCACAACAACACCCAGGGUCCGCGGUGUCAGGAAUGUAAGCCAAAGUUUGUCGGUAACCCUCAUAACGGCGGUAGCUGUGUGCCAUGCUCCGUGUUCUGUAAUAACCACACGAACCUGUGUUUUAGGAAAGAUGACGAUGAAUACGGACACCCCAAAUACCUCCACCGCGGCCCGAAGGAAACUGAGGCGGUUUGUAAGGGCUGCCAGCACAACACUGACGGGGAGAAGUGUGAGAUGUGUGUCGACGGGUACUUCCGACUGCGGGAACAACCACUCACUGACGGGUGUCGACCGUGUAUGUGUAAUGGCCACAGCUACACGUGUGACAAGGAGUCCGGGGAGAGCUGUAAAUGCAGUAACAACACGGAGAGCAAGUGUGACUCGAAAGAUAGCAAGAAGCAGUGCUGGGAAGUACAGUGCUCAACCUGUAAAGAGUAUUUCCUCGGCACGCCAGUAGGUGGCCACCAGUGCUAUAGACAGAUGACCGUUGAUCGCGAUUACUGCUUUGAUCCAGAGACGCAGAAGAACUGCAACCAGUUUGCCCAGCCUCUGAGAUAUGGCCGCACCGUAUUCUUUGCUGUCCAGCCUAAAUACCUCAACGUCAACAUCCGAAUAACCAUUGAUGUUACAAAGGGAGGAGCCGAUGUGUAUUUUUCCAACAAGGAGGACACGUUUCAGGUUCUCGUUGACCCUCGGACGGGAAUCCAUCAGCUGGCCAUGGACCCCAUCUACCGACAGCCGCAACACACCAACAUCGACCCCCACCGGACCAGGCGUCACGUCGAUUCUCACAUCAAUAUGGAGCACCUGUUCCAGUCCAACUACCAUCAGGAUCAUUACACGGAGGACGUGAAAACCUCGUCACGCCAAGAGCGGUCUAGUGACCCGGUACCCAAACUGUACGUCAUCGACGAAAUGGUCGCGAAUGAUCUCAACACGUUUAUCACCAUCAGUCGCCCCGAUACGAUUCUCUUUGUGCGACAGGUUCACUUCCGUCUCGUGUUGACACUGCCACGUGACGUGCAUCAUUUGCGGACGUCUCGGUUCUACAUCGUCCUCAAGAGCAUAGGCAGCUACCAGAACGACAGCACAUACGGGAACCUGUACUUCCGCCAGGACCAGCCGCACAUUGAUCUCUUCGUUUUCUUCUCUGUCUUCUUCUCCUGUUUCUUUCUCUUCCUCGCCAUGUGCGUCAUGCUGUGGAAGAUGAAACAGGCGUUCGAUACGAGGCGUAUUCGACAGGUGCGUGCGCGGGAAAUGGAAUGCAUGGCAUCGAGACCGUUUGCUAAAGCUCUUGUUCUCAUAGACUUCCCGCUCGUCGCUCCCGUGCUGGUUUCGAAACGAACGAAGUGUGCGACGAAGCUGAUGCGAAACUUAAACCAGCUGGAGAGUCCCCACUUUGUGCCUCCCCCCAGUGAUGACCAUUUAAACAUAGUUCCUAUAGCGGUAGAGCCUACCGACGAUGGGGUGGCCGCAGUAGGCACGGUUGUUAUUCAGCUCCCGGGAGGAAUAUAUGCACCAUCGAAACUGUGUCUGGGAUCCACAUUGACCAUGCGGUUGAACCCGCCGGUGUCGUCUAAAAGUGCGGUUCGGAGACGGGCCAGCGCAUCUUCGUGUUGAAGGUCACUGCUCUUAGAUCUUAAAUAAUGACGACUGUUUUUAUAUAUUGUAUGUACCGUUGUAUAUUUGUGCUGGAACUCGUCAUCAUUGAGAUGGGUUGUUUUGGGGGGGUUUUCUAAUGGGAUAAUAUUUCUUCCCAUAUGAUUGUUUAUUAUUUUUUGUUGUUGAAAGUAUCCGGUAUACUUUUAAAAAGUUGUCAUUAAAACCUGGUUGUUUUCUUUACAAUUAUACAUGUACACGAUGUUGUGUAUUGGUUAAUGUAUUUAAAUUAAACAAGAUAUUUCCAAAUCAGGAACAAGGGUAUGUAACAACAUAAAUUGGUGUGAGUGUUAAAAUACCAAUAUGAAGUGAACACUUGUAGAAUAUUGUAUUUACGAUUGAAAAUUGUCGCACAAACAGAAAAUAAAAGUUUUCAGCUAGUGCAGGAAUCACAGUGAAUAUGACAUUAAUGUGCAGCAGUUUUAUCAUUUGUGCAUCUUGCAGUAUUUUGAUGAAUGUGAAAAUGGCAUGUUAUUAUUAUUAUUAUGGAAAGUUUGAUCAGUUAUUGCCUGGUUAGCAAUGUAACCGUGGGUUUUCUGUUAAAUUUUUUCCUUUGUUAUCUCUAAAACUAAAAUGUUUGGAGAAUGUUUAGACCAGUAUACAGAUUUAGAUUUACUUUUCGUAAUGUUUACAUAGAUUUAAUCCACACUCAUAUUAGAAUUGAAGAUAUUCUGAAGUCUGUGCACCAGUCGGAUUAAGACUUGUUUGAGGAAAAAAAAGGAAUCAUUUUAACUGGUUUAGUGUAACUAGAUAUACAUUCUGGUAGUAUAUUAUAUACUUGAAUUAGGGUUAUUGUGUGUUUAAAUGCAAUAAUAAUAACAAAUGAAAAUUGGGUGGUACGUUUUCAGUGGAGUUGUGUAUUUGACAGCUCUGAUGAACUCAUCUGCAGUUUGUGGUUGUAACUGGUGUUAUGAUUGGCUGUUAGCUUCAUUUACAUAUGACUCUAUUUAUAUAUGUUGAACUAUGAUUAGCUGAUAUAGGUAAAGCAAUUUAGUUUGAUAAUUUUAAAAAGUAAAAUAGUGUUUAUAUGUUGAAAUAUGAUUGGUUGAUAGAGGGUAAAGCAAUUUAGUUUGAUAAUUUAAAAACAUAAAAUAAUGUUAAUAAAACAGUUGAAUCAUUACCACAUUUCAUGUUACCAAUCUUUUGUAGUAUUUUAAUAUACAAAAUGCAUGUAUUCAACAGGCCUUUUAUUAAUAUUGACUGUUAAGUUAGAUUUUGUGUGAAUGUUUUCACUUCUCAAAGCAGAAGAAUUGUCUCCCAAACCAAAAUGGUGUCAGCUGUAGGCUAAUGUUUGAAGGCAGGAAGUGACAGUCCGUUAUAGAGUGAGUUAAUGUAUGAAUUGUGUUCUUUUAAAAUAAACACCAGAAUAAUACAGCAAGAAAGCAGAGAAAUAUCUUCCUGGAACCCCAAUCUUAAGAAACAAAAUCAAUCCACUUUUAAUAAAGCCUUUACCAAAUGGAGAAGUCACAAAAAGUGAUUUUCUUAACAUAGCUAAUUCACUAAUUAUGCUUUUUGACUUUGCAGGACAGCACUGAUAAACCAUGGAGUUUUUAGAUUUGCGGGUUAUUGUCUAUUUGAUCCCACUAAUGUCAUUUUUGACUGAAGUUAAAAAUGAAACAUUUGCGGGAUCAAAUAGACAAUAUCAUCCGCAAAUCAAAAAUUCCA
Molecule: messenger RNA, 10458 nt
Organism: Gigantopelta aegis
Lineage: Eukaryota; Metazoa; Mollusca; Gastropoda; Neomphalida; Peltospiridae
Product: multiple epidermal growth factor-like domains protein 8
Exons: 35
Coding region: 337-8754 (2805 amino acids)
Molecular function (GO): calcium ion binding; protein binding
Source: RefSeq, a predicted model, not a curated record